CCGUAACCGGGAAAAGCCGGAAAACACAACUACACUUAACUAAUACCGCAAUUUGCAUUUAUAGCAGGGACGGCCAACGUCUAAGUCUGCGGGUGUGAUUUUAUAUGAUGAAAUUCAGUGAAAUAAAUGCUGGAAAUCCAGCUAUUUCUUACAAACGUCUAGAACAUAACACUGUGCAAAGCUCAGACACUGCCCAACCUUUCUUACGUAUUAUUUGUCUUUAACAACACCUUAGCAUUUGCUAUCGUAAUGUGGCGUCAGAAACCGGAAAAGGAAGCGUAUUCCUCCUACACUGUGUAGGCUUUUGAAAAAGUAACGAAAAACAUUGUGAUGUCCAGUGACAGGUUGACAGUAUAAAAUGCCCAAGAAGAAAGCAGUCCUGAGUCUGAAGGACCUCUGCCUUAGUAAUGUGGCACAAAACAUGGCCAAUGUGUGGGCUAAAGAUUACACAGAAAAUUACCUAGACCAGCAUGAGUUUCUCUUCAUCCUGGGACCUUUCAAUGAACUUGCUGGUAUUCUUGUGCAGGAGUUACUACGUUUGUUGGGAGAAAAUGGUCGUCUAUCUCGUGCCUAUCUACACCUUCUAAUUGUUCCUCAUCUUAAAGAGCUUAGUUUGAGGUCAUGCUCCAGACUGGUCAGCAGUGCUAUAUGUCAACUUGUGGGCCUGAGGUGCAAGAACCUUACAACUCUAGAUCUACAUGGAUGCAGUCGAGUGCAGUCAGCUGUAUUGGUGGACCUUAUUGAAAGCUUACUAAACCUACGAAAACUGGACCUCUCUAAGACCCAGUGCAACACACAAGUGCUAGCAGCUGUUGGCACAACUUGCAAGGAGCUGAGAGAGCUGAAUAUUUCUGAAUGCAAACAGGUUACUGCUGAAAGUCUCCGGCACUUGGCAUAUGAUCAGACACAAGCCAAAUUCAUCUGUUCUGAACUUAGAGUACUUCUAGCCAUGGGUGUAGAACCUAAGGGGAAUUAUAACAAAGACUUCAUUGCAGCUCUUGCAUUCCUCCUGAUGACUUUACCUAACUUAGAAUAUCUUGAAAAUGGAUAUGUGAUGGAGGCUUUGUGUCUAAUUCAUGGACAGCAAUUUGGGCAGUAUGAUAGCUGUGAAAAAGACAGCAAAUUUCCAACCCUGGCUAAGGUAGCACAAUCUAGAAGGAAAGUAAAGUGUGGAGACUCUCAUAUAUCCUUGAAACUUAAACGUAUGAAUGAUGUUGAGGUUCAUUUUCUUGAAAAGUUCACAUCACUUUGCAAGGAAGUGGUAGAGGUUGUGAUCUCUUGCAGUGAUGAACCUUUCUCUGGGUGGGAUAUCUCUUCUUGGAGUCGACUGAGUCACCUUACCGUGCAGUGUACUGGUGUAUAUGGAAGGCCCUUAAGUGAAAUGGCGAUUGCACUAGAAAGCUCAGGAGGCACACUGCAGUUCCUUUCUCUCAACAAUUUUCUUUUUGACGAUGAAACAUCUUUGUCUGCCAUCUUGAAUCUUUGUCCCAACUUGAUUAUUUUCCAUAGUCACCUUAGUCAACCACAAGAUGCCUUCCACCAACCUGUUGCUAGAAGACAUGACAAUGCAGAGGAUGAUGAAGACCUUUCUGCUGCUGUACUACACAGUAAGUUCCCACACCUGAAAGAGUUCAGCUUAUUGAUGGCUGACCCCUCUGUUCCUUUGCCUUCAGCAACUGGGAUGUUCCUAAAAUGCACUUUAAUCUCCCUUUUAAAAAACUCACCAAAGUUAGAGAAGGUGUCACUUCUUUGUAUUCCUGUUUCUCUUGACAAAGUAUUUCAUAUGGUUCUUGUACCAUCUUCAGGUGCUUUGACAAAGCUGCGAGAAAUAAAUUUAUCACACAGCCAAGUCUCUGGUAGUACUGUACACUUACUGAUGAAUGCAGACAAUCAUUUGAAUUCAAUACACUUGGCUCACUGCCAGAACAUAUACCGUCGAGACUAUGAUGAAUUUUUACGAAUAGCCAAGCGUAAGAAAUUUGACAUUAACAUUACUUGGGAAUAAAUAAAAAUAACUAGAGCUUGAACAUCCAGAAUGCAGCUUUUUAAAAUUCACACUCCUUUGUCAAGUAUAUUUGUAGCAUAGUCAGUAUGCUACAUGACACUGUGAUGCUAUUUUAUAUACAGUGUUUUCUGUAUUUUUGUUGUGACAGUAAGGAAAUCAUGUUAGAUGUUAGUGUCUGUUAGGAGCAAAGUAAAUGGACUAUUUUCUUCAAA
Molecule: messenger RNA, 2217 nt
Organism: Protopterus annectens (West African lungfish)
Lineage: Eukaryota; Metazoa; Chordata; Ceratodontiformes; Protopteridae
Exons: 4
Coding region: 359-2005 (548 amino acids)
Biological process (GO): SCF-dependent proteasomal ubiquitin-dependent protein catabolic process
Cellular component (GO): SCF ubiquitin ligase complex
Source: RefSeq, a predicted model, not a curated record